AUGUUGGGGUUCGACACUACGACUGCGGUUGCGUCUUCUGUCUGUGAUGUAUAUCGUAGAAUCCUUCUACCUCCCGAAGUUUAUCUUGAGGAAUCAGGAAUUGAUAGGACAGACGUAAUAGUUUGCAAAAGAUGUGAAGAAUCAAGUAAACCGGAACAAUUGCUAGUUUGUGAUAACUGCCGUUUCGCGGGGAUAUACCAUACAUUCUGCCUUGAUGUUCCCGUUUCGCACAUCCCUAAAAACCGUUGGCUUUGCCCAAAGUGUUUUUCAAAGCAUUUGGAUACUAUUAACGCUGUAGACGAAUACGGGUUUCAAACCUCAUCCACGUCCUAUACUCUUCGCCGUUUUGGUGAAUUGGCUGACAGCUUUAAGAGGUCAUUCUUCAACAAACCCUUAAAAACUAUUGCGCUAGCCGAAGUCCAAGAGGAGUUUUGGCGACUUAUGAACGAUGGCGAAUGCGAUGUGACUGUGGAGUAUGGGACAGAUCCCUGUUCGUCCGGAGUUGGAUCUGGCUUUCCAACCACUCGAAAUCACUUCGUAGCAAUUGAUUAUUCAACCUCUCCUUGGAAUCUCAAUAAUUUUGCUACAAACGAACUCUCGGCCCUGCGGGGCGAACCAAGAACGUGGUAUGGUGUACCAGAAACAUCUGCUGAUGCUUUUGAGGCAGUUUUGUGCUCAAUGGCCCCUGAACCCUUUGCUCAUUCUCCAGAUCUACUUCAUCAUGUUACAACCUUGUAUCCUCCUGAUCACCUCCUGCUUCGUGGCGUCCCUGUCUUCUACCUGAAUCAGCUAGCUGGGGAGUUCGUUGUCACCUUCCCUCGAGCCUAUCAUGCUAGUUUCAACAAUGGUUUCAACUUUGCGGAAUCGGUCAAUUUUUGUCCCGCGUCGUGGUUCCCAUCUGGGCGCGAUUGUGUAGAUCACUAUGCUUUGUUGCAUCGGCCGCCUGUGUUUUCCCACGCGGAGCUCCUCUGUCGCCUGGCCGAGUCAAGUUUGGAGUCGGGUAGUGUACCAGUCAAUCUUCUGGUAAUCAUUACCGAUCAGCUGCGUGGUCUCUUGGCAAAAGAGCGCUCACUACGUCGACACUUGGCCCGACUUGGCGUGCGACGGACGGAGCGCUUUGUCUUUGAGUCGCGGAAUGAGGAAACUCGUGAAUGUCAGCUGUGCAAGACCACUCUCUUCACUUCUGCCCUUACUUGUGCUUGCUCCAAAAGCCCUUUAACCUUGUACCUCUCUUUUAUUAAUUUAGCCAUGCUAUGUUUGGAGCACUACCAGUCGUGUUCAUGUUGUGUAGUAGAGGACCAGAUUCUUCUCUACCGGUAUGGUCUUGACGAGCUCUCUCAGUUUGUGGAGCGACAUCAAAGUCGUCUUCGCGAGUAUUGGAAAUGGAAAACUCGUGUCGAAGAGCUUCUUUCUCACAAAACCUCUCCUCACGAAAAGACACAGGGUGAAAGUUUCAUGACGCGUGCAAGUACUCUCGGGGACGAAAAUCAAGGUAAGGUGCUCGGCGAUAAGUCCAAGGAUGAGCAGAUCCGAGAAGAAGCCGACUCCAUUUGUCUGAAUCAAAAGUCUACGAUCCAGGAACUUAUUAAUAUUUGGGAAACUGGCCGUCAGAACCGCUACCCCGAAGAUCUAGUGAAUCGUCUUGGCAAAAUGGUGGAAAAUGCAAUGAAUUGUUCUUCCGUCAUUCGUUCGCUUCUUUCACAAAAGUCAGAGGACCAUGGAGAGGCCAAACGGGUGUCGAGAAUUUCUGUCUCCAGUGCCGCUCGAAAGCGUGUCGCCAGCUGCCAGCCUGGGGGAAAACCAAGGAAGGAAUCCACGGAAUUGGAUCUGCCCGACGGACCGUCGGUCACAAAGCUCACCGUAGCUGAGUUUAAUCAAUUUGUCGAAGUGGUUAAUAAUCUGCCCUGCACAAUUCCCGGGCUAGGGGAUCUGAAUCGGUUCAAGCAACGCCUAGCAGAUUGGUACAGUUCAACGCACGAGCUGCUCUCUCUGGCCGAAAAGCCCAUUGUGAACGAUCAGAACUUGGAGCCAUGUCUGGCUCUCCUCUGUGUAGAUAGAAUUGAGCAACUCGUGGAGUUCGCGGAAGGCGUCGAUGUGGAACUGCGGGAUCUAAGAAAACUCAAACACGGCUGCAGAGAAAGGUACCUCUUCCAGGGCUUCGCCUUUGGUGCUGUGGGGCUUUACUUCAUCGGCGAGGAGAGUGCGCUUCCCAAGACACACGACCUCAUGGACUGCCUGCUGUGGCUUAAGUGUGUGGACCAAAAGCUGAACCAAGAGGGCUCUUUCGAGUGUCGUCCCACGCUAAUCGAGUUGCUGGAUCUUGAAACACAUGGUCAGACUUUGGUUUGUGGCGUGGCAUCCUAUUAUCGCUCGCCAACAUCUUCGGUUGAAACAAAACCCACCACCAUCCUUGAAUUUGCUCUCAAGAGGGGCAGUGACCGACUCUGCCAGGCAAUCAGUGAGGCUCAGUUUCUGGAAUGCGCCAUCAAAAAUGUCAUUGGGUCUCCGCACGGUUCUUGUGAACUCUCUGAGGCGGAAGCUCUGGUCGCCCAGGCCGCCGAUGUAAAGGCUGAAUUCGGCGCCUCGGAGGAGUUGAAUCGAUUGUGUGUGAAAGCACACUCCAUUUUGUCCGAUUUGGGUUCCUUUCAACGUCUCCUCAAGUGUCCUCCCUCUAGUUCCAGUCAUGACGAUGACGAUUGCGAAGGUGACGAUGGAUUCCCUGACGAUUUUGUCAAGCGCCUCAAGUUAAAUACCGCUGAUUCAACUCCACACCUCUGGCUGAGUUUCUAUGAGGAGCUCUGUAACACUUCCAACCAGCUUCCCUUUGUCUUUCCGGACACUACGAAACUAAACACUUUGGUAGGAUUCGCUUUGUCUUUCAGUAGAGUCGAAACUCGAUUAACCGUCCUCGAUCGAUGCUACUCUCGUAUAGAGGAGGUGUUUUUACGUUUGGAGGACGGACACACGUCUUCGUCGGCAGCGUCUGCACUACUUUUGGAAGUCUUACUGCCUCGACCAAAAGCGGCUCUUGGACUACUAAUUCAACGCGACACCGGACUUCAAACGAUUAGUGGUUCUGGAGGCAAAUCGGCCUCUAGUCUUGCUGGCGUCGAUGCCCGAGCGUACUCAAGCGCAUGCGGGGAGAAUGCCACGAAAUUCCUGGAGGAGCUCAAAGGUGGGGGCGAUUUCGAUCACAUGUAUGACACCUUCUAUACGCCAAUGAUUGAGACCGAGCUUAAGUUGCUCCACUAUUUGCGGCGAUCGAAUUUGCAUAAAUCCAAGGACCAAAACCAGGGCUCUGUUAUCUAUUGCAUUUGUCGGCAGCCGGGUUUUUCAGGGCUCAUGUUACAAUGCGAACUCUGUAAAGACUGGUUUCAUACGCGAUGUGUCGGAUUCCUAAAUAAGAAUUACGAUUAUACGCGUCUACGUUACACUUGUCCCCGUUGCGAACGUUCACUUCGACCUGAACUCUCGGUUGUGAUACCUAUCCUCGAGGAGCUAAUACCUUAUGUUACAGGCAUCGCAGCAGAACAAAGCGGAUCAAGGGGGGCCCCUGAUCCAACACUGGCAACGAAAUCGAGCAUCACGUCCGGUCUUGUGGCUCCCCUGGUUUCAGUACCGUUCCUGUUGAAACUUCCAAGUCUUGCGGCUGUCCAAAUGCUGUGUGAAAGGGCAUUUGCGUUCGUGAGACGUGUCAGGACUGUGAUUUUAUCCACCCCCGACCUACGAAGGGCUUUGACAGAAUACGAGACAUUUUCUGGAACUCAGAUGCCAUGGAAUAAUUUCAGCGAUGAUGCAUGCAUGUCACUGCCUCCAUUACCCCGACAGUCGCCAACCCAGACUCUAUCGUCAUCCCUAUAUCAUAAUCAACGACCUCGCGGGCUGCCUCAGUCUCACCUGCCCCCAAACGUCGCUCGACCGCCUGGAAUGCAGCCCCUCGUUUUGAGAACCACGGCACCUCGUAGCAUGGCAGAUGAGCACCACCGUCACCAGUUCAGUAGUAGGCCCCUCCCUCAUCUAGACAAGAUCUCAUCGCCCUACAACUCCCAAAUUCCUGUCCCACUUUCUCAUAAGGAGCGUAAAGAUCCGCAUGUUGAUCUAGAUGUAAGUACUCAGAAGCUGGGGGAUAACUUAGACCCUGAAGAACAAGAAGGCAGUGGUAGAAACGGAAAUUCUCUUGAGGGAGAGGUGAGUCCGCUGAAUGGAAGGAAUCCCAAGGAUCCUUACGAGGCAGAGGCAGCUGUUGCGCUUGCCAUCAUGUCCUCCACGUCGGAUGUCGCUUCGGACAUGGACCCCCCAGUGAAGUUGAUAGUCGUGAGCAUCUGGAGGAUGGAGGUCCAUCGUCACAUACCUACUUCCGUUGCUAUCUUCCUCCAGAAUCACGCUCCUGGCUUGAGACUCUAA
Mesocestoides corti is the source of this 4404-nucleotide messenger RNA. The record is from the annotation of a GenBank genome assembly. Lineage: Eukaryota; Metazoa; Platyhelminthes; Cestoda; Cyclophyllidea; Mesocestoididae.